This is a messenger RNA of Penicillium odoratum, 357 nucleotides long. RefSeq lists its product as uncharacterized. The transcript has a single exon. The record is from RefSeq and is a predicted model, not a curated record. NCBI's taxonomy places the organism in Eukaryota, Fungi, Ascomycota, Eurotiomycetes, Eurotiales, Aspergillaceae. Bases 1 to 357 code for a protein of 118 amino acids.
AUGAACGGCAACCUGGGAAAGGCUUUCCAAGCCCUUCUAUGCCAACAUCUUGAGGAUGAAAAGUUCAAGAGCACCCUGCUAGGCCGGUUCACUCAUAUUAUAUUGGCCGCCCAGCGGGAGGUUAUGAUUCAGUGCGAUUUGUUCUACGACAUGACGACAUACAAGGGUGAGUAUGAUGCGAUCGUGGGAGGCCGCUGGUUCAAGAAGGCAGUCUUGGAGCGAUUGAAUCCUGUCCGAAACCCGAACGGUGUAAUUGAGCAAUGGCGGGUCGAGUUUUCAACCUCUGAUAUUGAACUGGUAGAUCGGGAAGGUGGACUUGAACAACUUUCCAAAUGCUUUUGCUUUAUGCGUCGUUAG